Molecule: messenger RNA, 1108 nt
Organism: Ipomoea nil (Japanese morning glory)
Lineage: Eukaryota; Viridiplantae; Streptophyta; Magnoliopsida; Solanales; Convolvulaceae
Product: protein EXORDIUM-like 7
Exons: 2
Coding region: 66-1067 (333 amino acids)
Source: RefSeq, a predicted model, not a curated record
UCUUUUGUACCUAGCAACCUCUAUAUAUAUAUACAUGAUACUUACAAUCAGAUAUUUAGAGAGAGAUGGAGAUAAUGCAAAAGCUCCAUUCUUUUAAUCUCCAUUUUCUCUUGCUAUGUUUCUUACAUUUCUCAUUGCUAGCCCUCUCAUGGCCUUCAUAUGAAGCCAAUAACUAUGAAGGCUCUUCUGAGCUUGUUAAUCUUGAAUACCAUAUGGGUCCGGUUCUUGCUUCUCCGAUCAAUCUCUAUAUAAUCUGGUACGGUUCUUGGAAUCCCGGCCACCAAGCCACCGUCAGAGACUUUCUCCGUUCACUCUCUCCCUCUUCAAACACCCAUCACCCUUCUGUCGCUGAUUGGUGGCGCACCGUCCGCCUUUACACUGACCAAACCGGAGGGAAUGUCACCGCCGACAUCGCCGUCGCCGGCGAGUAUUUCGAUUUCCGAUACUCCCACGGCAAGUUUCUCAGCCGCUUGUCGAUGCAGCACGUGAUAAAGAACGCCGUCGCGACCGCCGGCGCGCCGCUGGAUCACCGGAGCGGGCUGUACUUGGUGCUGACGUCACACGACGUUGAAGUCCAAGAUUUUUGCCGGGCGGUUUGCGGGUUCCACUACUUCACGUUCACCUCCGUCGCCGGCGCCACCGUGCCGUACGCGUGGGUGGGGUACAGCGGCAGCCAGUGUGCCGGCAUGUGCGCCUACCCUUUCGCUUGGCCGGAGUAUUCCGGGCGGCCGCCCAACGGCGGGAGCGACCUCAUGAGAGCGCCGAACGGGGACGCGGCGACGGACGGGAUGAUCAGCGUGUUGGCUCACGAGCUCGCCGAGAUUUCGAGUAAUCCGCUGGUGAAUGCUUGGUACGCCGGAGAUGACCCGUCGGCGCCGACGGAAAUAGCUGACUUGUGCUUGGGUGUGUACGGAAGCGGCGCCGGGGGCGGCUAUGUCGGAGAGGUGUAUAAAGAUUCUCAGGGGAAUGGCUUUAACUUGCAUGGAGUGAAUGGAAGAAGGUUUCUUGUUCAAUGGGUUUGGAACCCUAUCAAGAAAAGAUGUUUUGGCCCCAAUGCCAUGGACUAGAAUAUUUGUAAAUAUUUUCCAUUUUAAUUUCAAUCAUAUCU